Molecule: messenger RNA, 1611 nt
Organism: Carcharodon carcharias (great white shark)
Lineage: Eukaryota; Metazoa; Chordata; Chondrichthyes; Lamniformes; Lamnidae
Product: ATP-dependent Clp protease ATP-binding subunit clpX-like, mitochondrial
Exons: 12
Coding region: 1-1611 (536 amino acids)
Biological process (GO): protein catabolic process; proteolysis
Cellular component (GO): mitochondrial matrix
Molecular function (GO): ATP hydrolysis activity; ATP binding
Source: RefSeq, a predicted model, not a curated record
AUGGCUGAGCAGACUACUCAGAAAAAUGAAAUGAAGAUAACACAUCAACAGUUUAAAAAGUCCUUUGGGAAAAGAUAUGAUCAGUUAUACUGUCCAAAGUGUGGAAGUCAAAGUAUGAAUCUGGAGGCAAUUACCUAUUCCACACCGUUUGUAAAAUGCAAUCAAUGCCAGCACUUCUUUUUGAUGGUGGGGUCAAAAAAAUCUCCUGAAAGCAGCUACAAAGAAGUAGAGCUGUGGCAUACGGCCGCUAAAAGUGACUGUCAAGUGAAUCUACCAACACCAAAAGAAUUCCAUAGAUUUUUGGAUCAGUAUGUUAUUGGUCAACAGCAAGCUAAAAAAGUUCUCUCAGUGGCUGUCUACAAUCACUAUAAACGACUUAACAACAAUAUUUCACCUAAUGUCACACAGCACACUGCGGUUUAUGGUGAUAGUUACUCCAACUCUUCCAAAGAGAUGUCCCAAGGAUCUGAUCCAAGUAUCCUGCCGACUAUGCCAAAUUGUUGUGGUAUCUUUGAUGAAUGGACCACAGGAGACUCAGAACUGCUUCAGUUAACAAGAUUGAUUCCACCUUCACCUUAUUUAUCGCAACAGUCAUUACCAAAGAGAAGCUUCCGAAAGAAUUUUCGCUCUGAUGAUGACACUGCUCAUCUAGACAAAAGUAAUAUAAUUCUGCUUGGACCAACAGGCUCAGGGAAAACGUUGUUGGCCCAGACACUGGCCAAGUGCUUGGAUGUACCAUUUGCUAUCUGUGAUUGUACAUGUCUAACGCAAGCAGGAUAUGUUGGUGAAGACAUUGAAUCGGUCAUUGCUAAGCUACUGCAAAAUGCAAACUUCAAUGUUGCAAGAGCUCAACAAGGAAUUGUGUUUCUUGAUGAAGUGGAUAAGAUUGGAGCAGUUCCAGGAAUACACCAGCUUCGUGACGUAGGUGGAGAAGGUGUGCAGCAAGGUUUGUUGAAAAUCAUGGAGGGAACAAUAGUAAAUGUCCCAGAACGGAGCUCGAGAAGAUAUCGUAUAGAUACUAUUCCGGUGGACACCACCAACAUUCUCUUUGUAGGUUCAGGAGCUUUUAAUGGACUGGACAGAGUAAUCAGCAGGAGGAAAAAUGAAAAGUACUUAGGAUUUGGUGUAACGUCGAGCCUGGGCACUGGUCGUCGAGCGGUAACAGCAGCUGGCCUGGCUAAUUCCUCUGGAGUGAAUACACAUGAAGAGUCCCAAGAGAAAGACAAGUUGCUUUGUAGUGUGGAGGCUAGGGACCUGAUAGAAUAUGGAAUGAUUCCAGAAUUUGUAGGAAGAUUUCCUGUGGUUCUCGCACUACAUAGUUUAAAUGAGGACAUGUUAGUUCGUAUUUUGACAGAGCCACAAAAUUCAAUAUUAACUCAGUACAAGAUGCUGUUUGGUAUGGAUAAGUGUCAUUUCUCCAUUACGGAUGCAGCUCUGCAUGCUAUUGCAUAUAAAGCGAUUGAAAGGAAGACAGGGGCCAGAGGACUGAGAUCAAUCAUGGAACAAUUACUGCUGGAACCUAUGUAUGAGAUUCCUAAUUCAGGUAUCAUUGGCUUUCAUGUAGAUAAGGAUGUUGUUGAUGGUAAGAAGGGUCCACAGUAUGUUAGGUAA